AUGGCAUUCUCAACCCAGCCUCAAAUCAAUUGGAACACCAAGGUCCAACCACUGGUGCGCCCUGUUAUCCCAGAAAUCCCAGUCUCAGUCCCAGAAAAGACCCUCACGGCCAAGGUUCAGGAUGCCUCUCGUCACCCAUGGGGUGUGAUCGACUACCACCUGUACCUUGCAUUCAUUGAACGAGGCCGUGAUGAUUUGAAGCGCCAGAGCGAAUUCAUGCUGUUGGAGGCCAACGGGUUGCGCCAGGUUCACGUCGAUGACCUCCUCGACGUAAACACAUUUGCACACUCUCCUACCGAGACCCAUAUAAUCACUUUCCUUAACUUACCCAUGCUACCUUUGUCUAUGUCAAUGCAACUCACCGAACAAAAGCUUGUACUGGGCUUUGACCUUCAACGCCAACAUCUCCUGGGAUACUUCUUUGAGUCAGCUCCAGAUAAUCUCGCUGAUGUUUACUCUAUCUGGCACGAAGGUGAGGUUGUCAUUGACAUCCAUAUUGACCGAUUCCUGGAAAUGUACGAGUAUACUGUGAAGGAAGCAUUGGAGAUUCUCGGUGUUGGUAUGUUCCGCCACUUUCGCGAGAGCAAGCGCGAGCUCCCCGCUGGUAUGGACCUUGUGGUGACUAUCCAGUUUGCUCAGUUCCUGCGUGAUUUCGCCGGCCUCCUAUGGGAAGACCGUAGUAACGAUUUCCGAAAGGUAUAUUUUGAACAUGAAGAUCACCUUCGAACUCUCAUGUCGCGAGCCUCGUGGGAAUCUUGGUUUGCGGUGCGAAAUGGACUAACCAUUGAACAGUAUCGACAGAAGAUGAUGGGGAAGAUGUAG
Molecule: messenger RNA, 822 nt
Organism: Penicillium malachiteum
Lineage: Eukaryota; Fungi; Ascomycota; Eurotiomycetes; Eurotiales; Aspergillaceae
Exons: 1
Coding region: 1-822 (273 amino acids)
Source: RefSeq, a predicted model, not a curated record